UAAUUAAUGUGUCCGGUUGCGCGUGGAGCCGCGGGGUCGCGCGCAGCUCCGUCUCCGUCUCACUGAUCUCCAAACAUCUGACACGGGUGGGAUCUCAGCGCUUUCGCCCUCUGACAGGAUCCGUAAUAACGGGUGAUAAAUCGCUCCAAACUUCUCUCUCUCCCUCUCUCUCUCUCUCUAAUUUUUUCCUGAGGACUCUGCUGGCAGCGCACGACUGUGCGCAUGUGCAAAGGUGUCCAAACUGACAAUGCUGGAGAGAUAGCGCGUUUGGAUUGAGAAUCAAGACAAGAAGUAGUAGUAGAAGAAGAAGUUUUUUUUUAAAGGACAGAAGAGAAGAAAGACGAGAAGUGCAGAGAGACUCGAACGAGACCGACACCGUCAAGACAUCCAGAGCAGCAUGAGGUCCAAGAGCAGGGCGAGGAAACUGACCACCGGUGAUGAAGGUGACUUCCCACUUUUCCCGUCUGAUGUCCUUGAGGAAGCUGGGAGAGCGUCUGACGGAGACCCUGUCCCAUUAAUCACCUCGAACAGCGUCCAUUCAUCGAGUGUAUCAUGUGAAAGAAGCUCCCCAGUGGACUCUUCUUGCUUCAAAACCUCCUUCCAUACACCCGUGUACCUGGACGAUGAGGAGGCAGCACCGUCUCUGCCCCCAGACUUUGAGUUGCGUGAGUCGGGCAUUUCAGCUGGCAGCCUGGGCAUCUGGAGCAAGAGGAGGCUGGAAGUCGGGGAGGAGUUCGGACCCUUUGAGGGAACUCACCGUGGACGGGUUUGGGAGAAGGUUGGACUCGAUGGCCAUGUGUGUGAUAGCACAAGCUGGCUAAGACACGUCCAGAUAUCGCCGUCUCCCCACCAGUACAACCUCACAGCUUUCCCAAUACAUGACCAGAUAUUCUACCGUGUGGUGCGCAAAGUGUCUCCAGGUGAAGAACUCAUACUGUUCAUGAAGGCUGAAGAGUUUUCAUGUGAAGCCAUGGCUCCAGAUAUACAUGAGGAGCGUCAGUUCCGCUGUGAGGACUGCGAGCAACUUUUCCCGUCAGGCUCUGAGCUGCUGGAGCAUCAGAACCACUCGUGUUCCAACCGACCCUCGUCCGGCUUCACGCUGCCCGAGCAGGCCAUCCCCAGUGCCACCGACGAGUGUAAAGAAUGUGAGAGAGUGUUUCCGGAUGGUCAGAGUCUGGAGGCACACUCUCUGUCCAACUCGGAAGAGAGGGAGUAUAAAUGUGACCAGUGUCCGAAGGCCUUCAACUGGAAGUCCAACCUGAUUCGCCACCAGAUGUCACAUGACAGCGGCAAGCACUACGAAUGUGAAAACUGCUCCAAGCAGGUGUUUACAGACCCAAGCAACUUGCAGAGGCACAUCCGCUCACAGCACAUCGGUGCCCGGGCACACGCCUGUCCCGACUGCGGCAAAACCUUCGCCACGUCGUCCGGCCUCAAGCAGCACAAACACAUCCACUCGUCCGUCAAGCCCUUCAUGUGUAAGUCUCUCACCCCCUUCAUAUGCGAGGUGUGCCACAAGUCCUACACCCAGUUCUCAAACCUGUGCAGACACAAGCGCAUGCAUGCUGACUGUCGGACUCAGAUCAAGUGCAAAGACUGUGGUCAGAUGUUUAGCACCACUUCAUCCCUCAACAAACACCGCCGCUUCUGCGAAGGCAAAAACCAUUUUGCUGCUGCUGCAGGAGGGCUCUUUGGCCCUGGAAUGGCUCUUCCUGGCACUCCUGGAAUGGACAAGUCCACUCUAGGAAUGGGGCCAGGCUCCGCUGGUUUGGCAGAUUACUUUGGUCCAAAUCGGCACCAUAGCGGACUAACGUUUCCAGCAGCUCCUGCAGCAUUCCCCUUCAGUUUUCCAGGACUCUUCCCAUCUGGACUGUACCACCGGCCACCCCUCAUCCCUGCCACAACUCCCAUAAAAAGCCCACCAGCCAUGGAAUUCCAGAAGAGUCCGCCAUUAUCCUCACCUGUGCCUGGGAUGCAAGAGUCGCAGGACCUCCUGAUGAGCCUCCGAAAGCACUCAAUCAAUGGCGAAGGAACAGAAAAUGGGCCAGAGCAUCGAAUCGAAGGCUCUGCCACCAAGGUGAGACACGGCAUCAAGACAAGUGACCACUCAGAGAGCAGUGACCUGGAUGAUGUUAGUACACCAAGUGGAAGCGAACUAGAGAGCACUUCCGGGUCAGAACUGGACAGUGAUGCUGAGAGCGACAGGGAUCGAGAAAGGGAUCGGGAAAAUGGGAAAGGACCAAAGAGGAGAUCCAGUAGUCCUACAAUAGGGCAAAGCCCCGCCCACGGCAGCUCCAGCAAUGAAAACAUAAAUGGAACUGAUUUGCAUUCACAAGGACUUUUUUCUCCCACUUCGGAUGAGUGCACCGCUGUUUCAGGAGCCGUCAAUGAUUCCAUCAAGGCCAUUGCGUCCAUUGCAGAGAAAUACUUUGGCUCCACAGGACUGGCAGGGCUGCACAAUAAAAAGGGGGACCCACUGGGAUACCCUGCCAUGUUUCCCCUCCCCUUCUUUCCUGCCUUCUCUCCCCCAGUCUACCCCUUUCAUGAGAGGGAACAUCUUCGACCUCGAGGCCACAAAGGAGAGUCAGAGAGCCCAUCUCAAGAAAGCAAAAAGCCACAAGGCAGUACUGCUGAAUCUCCAUUCGACCUCACCACCAAGCGCAAAGAGGACUGCCUAGCACAGACCUUUGCCACCUCAAAACUAGAGGUGCCUCAUGUACUCUCGGCCAAUCAGGACCAACCACUGGACCUGAGUUUGGGUGGGCGGAGCCGGAGCACACGCCUGAGAUCAGGGGAGUCACAGAAGAACCACGUAAUUGGAGAGGACAGAAACGAGGCUGAGCCUCCAAAAGCAGACUCCACAAUCCAGCAUGCAAGACCCACCCCAUUCUUUAUGGACCCAAUCUACAGCAGGGUUGAGAAGAGAAAAGCAACGGAUCCGUUUGAGGCGCUGAAAGAAAAGUAUAUGCGUCCGACACCAGGCUUCCUCUUCCAUCCACAGCUCCGCAUGCCUGAUCAGAGGACCUGGAUGUCUGCGAUAGAAAACAUGGCGGAGAAGUUGGAAGCGUUCGGCCCGUUGAAGUCAGAUGCCGGGGACAUCAUGCGCUCAGUUCCCUCCAUGUUUGAUUUCCGAGCUCCGGCUACGACGCUGCCUGAGACACUGAUGCGUAAGGGGAAGGAACGCUACACCUGCAGAUACUGCGGCAAAAUAUUCCCACGCUCAGCCAAUCUCACACGGCAUCUCAGAACACACACAGGGGAGCAGCCGUACAGGUGUAAGUAUUGUGAUCGCUCCUUCAGUAUCUCGUCAAAUCUACAGCGCCACAUCAGGAACAUCCACAACAAAGAAAAACCCUUCAAAUGCCACCUGUGUGAUCGCUGCUUCGGCCAACAGACCAACCUGGACCGUCACCUCAAAAAACACGAGAAUGGUAAUCUGUCAGGCACGGCCAUGUCGUCUCCGCAGUCGGAGCUGGACAGCAGCAGCGCCAUCCUGGAUGAUAAAGAAGAUUCGUAUUUCAACGAGAUUCGUAACUUCAUCAGCAGCAGCAGCCAGAACGCUGGCUCACCUCCACACUCUGAUGAAGGAUUAAUCAGCGGCCAUUUUGAGGAAGACAAAGCCGUCACUGAUCCAAGGUCACAUGACCUGGAUGAGGAUGAAGGGGAGGAGCCUGGUGUGGAGGAAGAGGAAGCUGAGCUUUGUGACGCCAACAAACCUGCCAACAUUGUGGCAUCGAGCAACCUAAGUGACGACAUUGCUAAUGACAUCAACGACGACAUCAACGACGAGCUGGACUACAACGGAGCAAGUGAUGGGCUGCUGGACUGCAAAUCUUCACCACAGAGGUUUGAUGAGGAUGACGAGGACGAAGAGCAUGCUGGAUACCCUGCGCUGGAUCACAUCCGCCGCUUCACCACAGAUGACGCGGAGCUCAGUGAUAGUGAUGUCACCGGAUUUGACUCCGCCCACCUACCAGAUGCUGUGAAGCAGCCACUGUACAGGAAGUCCAAGUCACAGGCUUAUGCCAUGAUGUUGUCUCUAGCAGAUAAAGACCCUCUGCCCCCGUCCUCUCACACCGCCUCUGUAUGGCACACACUCGGACGCACGGCCGAGUCCAACGCCCUCCAGUCCCUCAGUCACGUAUGAUGUAACCCCUCUGUGACCUCUUACCCCAACCACAGGCACUCGGACCAAACUCGGCCUCCAUCAUGCACAGCCCAAACACUGCUGAGUAGAGCGCUUUGUUCUUCUGAAAACACUAAUGUCAGGGUCCUUGGAGUGAACACACACACACACACACACACACACACACACACACACGGUAUCCAGUAACACUAGUCAUUCCAUAAUCUGACAAAACACAUUAGAUUGAUUUUAUUCCAAUGAAUGAUUUUUUAAUGAUGAUUUACAAUAGAAGACAGAUAUCUCAAUGAUGAUGAUGAUGAUGAUGAUGAUGAAAGCGAUGCAGAUAGUCGUAAUAAAAAUUGUAUUUAUUCUGUCCAGUUUCUAUGUUUUGCACAGCAACGGCAGCUCAUCGACAGGAGGAAAGGUUCAUUAAUGUGGAACACGAUGAUCUUCCAAUAUUGUGAUUUUUUUUUCCCACUGAGUUGCUUCAGGGGACCUUAAGAGUCUUCUGUAUGAAAAAAGAACAAGAACUUACACACACACACACACACACACACACACACACUGUUACAGACGACAUUCCCUAUCGAGCAGAAUAAUCUUCAACCUUUUUAAAAGGGCAGGUUAUAACAUUGACUGAUGUGUAAAUUAAUUGUAAUAUACACGUAUAUAUAGUAAAAAAUGGAAUCGUAACAGGCCACAUGGGGGCGCUCUUACAAAAUUAAAUAAAUAAAAAUACGAAAAAAAAGACAUAACGAGGACAGUGGGUGUAGGGACUGUCCUCGACUCUGUCAAUAAAAGCACUGCAUAUUUAACUUUAACCUGGACUCCGCCCAGUCUCUCAGUGCUGUCCAAUGAUAGCCGAGACGUGUUUUCUUUUUCGUUUUUUUUCUUUGGAGAGAGGUUGUAAAAAUAAAUCUAGUUUGUUUUUCUAAACAUAGAAAACCUGUUAAAAAAAGUACUGAAGUUUGUAGAAGGAGCUUCUACCGUAGUGUUGUUCUUUAACAGACCGACGUUACCACUACGCAGCCUGCGUGCUCGUCGCUAGCUAUUCCAUUCUCAUAUCUUUCAUUUCUAGACAAUCACGAGUUCAUUGUUUGUUUGUUCCAUGGAUUUAUGGGGGUUUUUUGUCUUUCUUCUAUUCUCGUUGACGUUAUUACUGUGUAUGUUGAAAGGUGUAUUUAUUUCCGUAGUUUGUUUACUGAAUAGCACUGCUCUUGAGCUCCCCUUGUGGUGAAGUGGGAGAACACAAGUUAUGUCUGCGUGCCAGAUAGUAUUAAACCUUCAUCACGUCUUAUACUUCUAAUGAAACUGGUCGAUGAUAUAGUUAUUACUUAGAGUAAUUUUUGUUUUUUUGUUUUUGAUGACACGUUUAUUAAUUCAAGUGUAAAAUAUUUAAAACAAAAUAAAGGAGAGCAUAAAAAACAAGAUAUUUCUUCAUAAAAAAACGCAUGACUGGUCUGGCUUAGAAUUGUAACAUUUUUCUACAGUUGUGUGAAGCUUGUGUGAUGUUUGGGUCCCUAUCGAGUCGUCGUGCCAAAUUCUAUGAGUUCAAAAAAAAAAACAGACUUUAUUUGUUUGUCUUCACAUGUCGAAGGACCAGAUCUGUUUUGUUUGUUGUCAUUGUUUAUAAAUCCAUUUUGAAACGUAUUUGGCAAGUCGAGGUACUUUUGUUCUGAUGCUUUCUACAAUGUAACUGUAAUGCAUUUCAUCUGAGUAAAUGUGGGAGGAGCAACUAAGAAAUAAAGGACUCCAGUGUAGACGUG
Molecule: messenger RNA, 5892 nt
Organism: Neoarius graeffei (lesser salmon catfish)
Lineage: Eukaryota; Metazoa; Chordata; Actinopteri; Siluriformes; Ariidae
Gene: mecom
Product: MDS1 and EVI1 complex locus
Exons: 17
Coding region: 398-4147 (1249 amino acids)
Biological process (GO): regulation of transcription by RNA polymerase II
Cellular component (GO): nucleus
Molecular function (GO): DNA-binding transcription activator activity, RNA polymerase II-specific; protein binding; RNA polymerase II cis-regulatory region sequence-specific DNA binding
Source: RefSeq, a predicted model, not a curated record